Molecule: messenger RNA, 3275 nt
Organism: Malurus melanocephalus (red-backed fairy wren)
Lineage: Eukaryota; Metazoa; Chordata; Aves; Passeriformes; Maluridae
Gene: LIN9
Product: lin-9 DREAM MuvB core complex component
Exons: 15
Coding region: 1-1680 (559 amino acids)
Biological process (GO): DNA-templated transcription; regulation of cell cycle; regulation of transcription by RNA polymerase II
Cellular component (GO): nucleoplasm; transcription repressor complex
Molecular function (GO): DNA binding
Source: RefSeq, a predicted model, not a curated record
AUGCCCCGCGCCAGGCAGCCUUUGAAAAAGCGGCGCGGCUCGUUCAAGAUGGCGGAGCUGGAUCAGCUGCCUGACGAGAGUUCUUCAGCAAAAGCACUUGUGAGCUUGAAAGAGGGAAGUUUAUCCAGUUCGUGGAAUGAAAAAUAUAAUUCUCUGCAGAAAACACACAUUUGGAAAAGCAAGAAUGCUGGUUCUGCAGUGGAAAUGCCRUUCAGAAAUUCAAAACGGAGUCGACUCUUCAGUGAAGAAGAUGACAGACAAAUAAACACAAGGUCACCAAAAAGAAAUCAGAAGGUUGCCAUGGUUCCACAGAAGUUUAGUACAACAAUGUCCACACCAGAAAAGAAAGUAUCCCAGAAGAUUGGGUUACGGCUUCGAAACCUACUGAAACUUCCCAAAGCUCACAAGUGGUGCAUAUAUGAGUGGUUCUAUUCAAAUAUAGAUAAGCCACUAUUUGAAGGAGAUAAUGACUUCUGUAUAUGCCUGAAAGAAUCUUUUCCAACUUUGAAAACCAGAAAAUUGACAAGAGUAGAAUGGGGGAAAAUCAGGCGAUUAAUGGGGAAACCACGGAGGUGUUCCUCUGCAUUCUUUGAGGAAGAGAGGUCAGCAUUAAAACAGAAACGGCAGAAAAUAAGACUUUUGCAGCAGCGGAAAGUUGCAGAUCUUUCACAGUUCAAAGAUCUUCCAGAAGAAAUUCCAUUACCACUUGUAAUAGGAACAAAAGUUACAGCACGUUUGCGAGGUGUCCAUGAUGGUCUGUUCACUGGACAAAUAGAUGCUGUAGACACUCUUAAUGCUACCUACAGAGUGACUUUUGAUAGGGCAGGUCUUGGAACACACACCGUCCCAGAUUAUGAAGUUCUUAGUAAUGAGCCCCAUGAAACCAUGCCAAUUGCUGCCUUUGGGCAGAAACAACGGCCUUCGCGCUUCUUCAUGACUCCUCCCCGAUUGCCAUACACACCUUCACUCCAGUCGCCAAUCACAGACAGUGAUCCUUUAUUAGGACAAUCUUCAUGGAAAAACAAAAUUUCAGGUACAGAUAGUGAAACACUAGGAGGCUUUCCAGUAGAAUUCCUCAUUCAAGUGACCAGGUUAUCGAAAAUCCUUAUGAUCAAGAAGGAACACAUCAAACAAUUGAGAGAGAUGAAUACAGAAGCAGAAAAGCUGAAAUCCUAUUCCAUGCCAAUAGGCAUUGAAUUUCAGAGGAGAUAUGCAACUAUUGUUCUAGAUCUAGARCAGCUAAACAAAGACUUAAAUAAAGUAUUGCAUAAAGUUCAACAGUAUUGUUACGAGCUUGCUCCUGACCAGGGCCUCCAGCCUGCUGACCAGCCCACGGAUCUGAGGCGCAGAUGUGAAGAGGAAGCUCAGGAGGUYGUCAGACAAGCAAAUACCUCAUCAACGGGACAACUCUGUGUGGAGAGUGAAAAUUUAACUGAUCUUAUCUCUAGACUUACAGCAAUAUUACUGCAAAUCAAGUGUCUAGCAGAAGGAGGUGAUCUGAAUUCCUUUGAAUUUAAAUCACUAACAGAUUCAUUAAACGACAUUAAGAAUUCAAUAGACUCCUCAAAUAUCAGUUGUUUCCAGAAUAAUGUUGAGAUCCAUGUUGCACAUAUUCAGAGUGGUCUGAGCCAGAUGGGAAAUUUACAUGCUUUUGCAGCUAAUAACACCAACAGAGACUGAAAACUUCCUUUCAAGUGUACAGCAAGUAGUUCUGGAAAAUCUUCCUUUCUAUAGGCUUCACCAAAUAUCCUAACUGCCAGAAGAUAAGGGAAAUGAAAACCUCUCAGAAAGGACCCUUUUUAAAUAUAUUAUAUUCGCUUCUUAAGAAAACCAGCAUUACUGGCCAGCAUUACAUUAGAUUUCUCCGUUUGUUAUUCACAUGCAGUAGUUUUGCUAACUGGUAAUCUCUUAGUAAUUGCAUUGAUUAUAGUAAACUUGAAAGCAUACUUUCAUAUAAUUUGAACUUAGUUUUUAAAAGUUCAGAUUAAUUCUGCACACCUCUUGCUGUUGRAUCUCCUGGUAUGUUAGAAGUGCUGAAGAGGAAAUGGCUCCAGUUAGUAGCCACAUGGCAGGUCUUUGUUGUGUAAAGCUACACCUCUGUGUAGGUCUUGASAGCUGCCAGGUCAGCCUUUGGGAAGCCCGAACGUUCCUGAUCUGAGGAAGCAGCAGCAGGAUACAGUCAGCAAAUAUAAGCUGUAAACUGGAGGAUGUUGGGCAGGUCUGUCGAUCAGUCUGUGUCUGGAACUCUUUAAUUUAUCAUAACUUAUAGAAGGAGUCUAAUGAAGGAAUAUAARAAUGUAACUAUUAACUUUCCAGAAAGAGAUGGGUUAUCGCUUUUUCCCUUCACACAGGGCAAAAGAAGUGCUUUAGGUGGUAUUUUAUAUAAGUGACUGGUKAAACAUAUUGUUUUUCCAAACUCUUGUUUGUUUUGCACAAGUUUUAAAUUAGGUUACUGGUUAUUGAACAGUGCUCAACAUCUAUCAAUAAGAAGAUUUUUAUAAUUAAAGAUAACCAGUGAGGUAAAUUGCAAAAAUAAGAAUUGACAACCUGCCUAUGAAUACCUUUUGGAAUGUUAAUCUUGUAAAAAGUGUGUAUUGGUUUGUUUAAAUAGUCUUGUAAAGCUUCUGUGUAAUGAAUUGUUUCCAAAUAUGGAUUUUCUGAGAUAGCUGUAGAGAUGUUUUUGAUUCUUUUAGAUGCCCCAUUAAAUAAGGUCUUUUAUAUGUUAAUGURUAAAGAAUAUGUAAACAGGAUUAUUUUCAAUUUUAAAAUUUUGUAUAGUUUAAAGAUGCUUCUGUAUUCUGUGUUGGUAUUGUGCCACUGCAAAACUUUAGUGCAGAGUUUAUAUUUAGCUAAAUUUGUUCUGUUAAUUAAGAGAAAUGCAUAAAUCUUUUAUUCUCAAUGAAAUUUGUAACUGAAUAAAUUGACCUAUGAGAGUUGAUAUAUUUCACAAAAAUGCAAACUUUUUUGCAGAUGGUCUCAGGUCAUUUUUUUAAGAGAAGCUAAUUGCUGAAAAUGAAAUGUUAUGAGGACUAGGUGAGUAGCUGUUUUGAAAGAUAUUUAAAAACUUUACAAGGGAUACUAUAAAACAAUGAUAAACAGUAAUUUAGCUGAGCUAUCCAGGGAAAUCUACCUCUCAUAAUGCAGUAGGCCAUCGUGGUGGUGCCUGCAACUGCUUUUGUCAUUAUGUUACUCAUUGUUUUGUGGUGUUACCAUCUGGUUGAUAAAGAUAGAAAGGAGUCCUCUCCCACCACCUUCUUCAUUUGAUCAGAGAAAGG